This is a messenger RNA of Spirometra erinaceieuropaei, 567 nucleotides long. The record is from the annotation of a GenBank genome assembly. NCBI's taxonomy places the organism in Eukaryota, Metazoa, Platyhelminthes, Cestoda, Diphyllobothriidea, Diphyllobothriidae.
AUGGUGCGAGUCACGGACAUCGGUGCUGUCUCAGAGGCAUUCGCAGUGACCAACGGAGUGAAGCAGGUAUGCCCCGGGAUUCGCAUCGCCUAAAGGACGAAUGGUCACCUGCAGAAUCGACGGCGGCUACACUUCCAAUAGCGCGUAUCCACAACCACCGUCCACGAACUUCGCUUCGCUGACGACUGCGCCCUAAACAUCAACUCGGGAGAAGAGAUGCAAAGCAGUAUGGACCUGUUCUCCUCCGCCUGUGAGAACUUCGGUCUAGUCAUCAGCACGCAGAAGACCGUGGUGAUGCACCAAUUUUCACACAACUCAGCCACAUUCCCCAACGCGUCGCAAAUCAGCGUGACUGGGACCCAACUGCAAGUGAUUGAAAUCUUCCCGUACCUGGGUAGAACUUUCUCCCGCGACACCAAGAUCGAUGGCGAAGUGGACAGCAGGAUCUCAAAAACCAGUCAAGCCUUCGGUCGCCUCCAAAGCACAGUUUGGAAUCGUCACGGACUUCAACUGAGCACGAAGCUAAAGAUGUUCAAGGCCGUCAUCCUGCCGACGCUAAUGUAUUGA